GAUUCUAUUUUUUCCACUUGAAAGGAUGGAAAUUGACCAGUGGUUUACGGUUGGUUAUACGCGGCAGUGAAGAAAAUAACUGUUUACGUGGUUACCAUCUUUCCAUUCGUUCCGGUUUGAAAUCCCGCCUCCAACUUGCGAAUCUCCACGCAAGCCAAAAGCUUCGUGACUAGAUUUUUGACCAGCUUUCAUCGCUCUCCUGUGUUGGAUCAUGCCGCAAACGCUGAUUCAGUCAAAGUCGAUCACAUCGGCUUCGUUUCACAAUCCACUGCCUUUGCAGUGGCAUGCUUACAUCUGGCCUUUUGCCUUAGUGUAUCCGAUCUGGCUCUACAUUUAUCUCUUCCGUUUUGAUGAGUACCUUGGUUCAGAGGAAUGGACAUUUGUCAGUGUUGGCAGCAUAGUUGUUGUCCAGGCCCUCGUCUUCCUCACUGGCCAAUGGAGUGUCUCUAUCAAGGCCAACUUUACCUGUACCAAGGAAUCUGACAUCCACCGCGCAUCUCUUAUCAAAAUUAUUCCUCCCAGAAGCAAGGGAGCUGGCAACUUAUGUAAAAUUCACCACGGAAAACCUACUGUCAUGAACAAGGGAGAGAUUUCCUUUUACUUUCAGCAGAAAAAGUACAUUUGGGAUGCCGAUAAGAAGCAAUUUGUUAAAUUGCGUUAUCCAUCGGACUCUCACCCUCCUAUGAAGACUUUCCAAAACUACAAUGGUUUGACCACCGAAAAGGACAUCGUUGCUGUGACAGAGAAAUAUGAUUUGAAUCGCUUUGAUAUCCCUAUCCCAACUUUUGUUGAACUUUUCAAGGAACACGCCGUAGCACCGUUCUUCGUGUUUCAAAUUUUCUGCGUUGGUUUGUGGUGUUUGGACGAGCACUGGUACUACUCUCUGUUUACUCUUUUCAUGUUGGUUAUCUUUGAAUGCACUGUCGUAUUCCAGCGUAUCAAGACAAUUGGUGAAUUCCGAGGUAUGGGUCAGAAGCCCUACACCGUGUAUGUCAAGCGUCAAAAGAAAUGGAUCCAAGUUCAAAGUGAUGAACUUCUUCCAGGUGAUCUUGUCUCUAUUGUCCGCUCUAAGGAAGACCAAGGUGUUCCCUGCGAUUUGGUUAUUGCUGAGGGUUCCUGCAUUGUCAACGAGGCCAUGUUGUCUGGUGAAUCUACUCCUCUUUUGAAAGAAUCGGUUGCUCUCCGUGAUCCCAAUGAUGAAUUGGAUCUUACUGGUGUUGAUAAGCUGAACGUCCUGUAUGGUGGAACCAAGAUUUUGCAGGUCACCCCACCUGCCAAUGGCAGUGCUCCUGAUGGUGGCUGCCUGGGUGUUGUCGUCCGUACUGGAUUCGGUACCUCUCAAGGAAAGCUCGUUCGUACUAUGAUCUACUCCACUGAGAGAGUGACUGCCAACAACGUUGAAGCUUUGCUCUUCAUUCUUUUCCUAUUGAUCUUCGCCAUUGCCGCUUCUUGGUAUGUCUGGAACAAAGGUGUCGAGAAUGACAGAAACAGAUACAAGCUUCUUCUGGAUUGUAUUCUCAUUAUUACCUCUGUUGUCCCUCCUGAACUUCCCAUGGAGUUGAGUUUGGCUGUGAACACCUCUCUUGUUGCCCUCUCUAAGUUCGCUAUCUUUUGCACUGAGCCUUUCAGAAUCCCCUUUGCCGGAAGAGUCGAUGUGUGCUGUUUCGACAAGACUGGUACUUUGACUGGUGAAGAUUUGGUAUUGGAAGGUGUCUCUGUUGCUGAUGCCAAUGGUGCCAACACCACCUUGAUCCCGGCCACUGAAGUGCCCAAGGAAACUUCGUGGGUUCUUGCUUCUGCACAUGCUCUUGUUCAAUUGGAAGAUGGUAUUGUGGGUGAUCCUAUGGAAAAGGAAACUUUGAAGGCUCUUCAAUGGCAAUUGGGUCCUCACGAUACCGUAUUUCCCAAUGUCAACGAGAAGGGACGUCGUCAAAAUCUUCAAAUUCGUCGCCGCUUCCAAUUCUCAUCUGCUCUGAAGCGUCAAUCGUCCGUCUCUAACCUUGUCCAUCCCGAUUUUGCUCACCACAAGGGCUUUGUUGGUGUUAAGGGUGCUCCCGAAACUCUGAAAACUAUGUUUACAACUGUGCCUAACGACUAUGAAGAAUCCUACAAGUAUUUCACUCGCCGUGGUAGCCGUGUCAUUGCUCUGGGUUACAAAUUUAUUGAAGAACAUCUCACUACUGAUCAGAUCAACAACCUCACUCGUGAAGGCAUUGAAAGUGGUUUGACUUUUGCUGGUUUCCUCGUUUUCACUUGUCCUCUCAAGGAAGAUUCCCGCGAAGCUUUGAAGGAAUUGAAUGAAUCAUCCCAUCGCUGCAUUAUGAUUACUGGUGACAAUCCAUUGACGGCAUGCCAUGUUGCCCGUGAGGUAUACAUUGUCGAACGAGAGGUUUUGAUUUUGGAUGUAAAGGAAGGCGGACGCGGUGAUACCGAUCUUCACUUCCAUAGCAUUGACGACAAAAUCACCAUUGACGUUGACUCCUCUGCUGCUUUCGAUCAAUCGGUUCUGGACAAAUACGAUAUCUGCUUAACUGGACCUGCUAUGUCUCAAUUCAUGGGCAAGCCUAGUAUGACCCAACUCUUGGAGCAUACGUGGGUAUAUGCCCGUGUCUCUCCUUCCCAAAAGGAAUAUUUGCUGACUGGAUUGAAAGACCUUGGAUAUACUACUUUGAUGGCAGGUGAUGGUACCAAUGACGUGGGUGCACUGAAGCAAGCACAUGUUGGUGUGGCAUUGUUGGACGGCACACCUGAAGAUCUCAAGAAGAUUGCUGAACGCCAAAGAAUUGACCGUAUGAAGGAUAUGUAUGAACAACAGAAGAAAAUAGCUGCUCGCUUCAAUACGCCUGUACCACCCCCUCCUCCCGCCAUCGCCCAUUUAUAUCCUGACUUUGCCCAGCAAAAUCAGCAGCAAGUCGCGCAAAUGACUCCCGCCCAGAAGAAAGCAAUGGAACAAAAGAAACAGAUCGAAAGCAUGACUAGCAAGCUCAUGGAAGACAUGGAUAUGGAAGAGCCCCCAAGCAUCAAAUUCGGUGACGCUUCAGUUGCAGCUCCCUUCACUUCCAAGCUCAGUAAUGUGGUUGCCAUCAAUAACAUCAUUCGUCAAGGUCGCUGUACUUUGGUAGCCACCAUCCAAAUGUACAAGAUUCUUGCCUUGAAUUGUUUGAUUUCUGCUUACAGUUUGUCAGUUUUGUACCUGGAUGGCAUCAAAUUCGGAGAUUUACAAAUGACUAUUUCCGGUAUGCUGAUGGCUGUUUGUUUCCUUUGUAUCUCGCGUGCCAAGCCUCUUCAGCGCUUGUCCAAGGAACGUCCUCAACCCAAUAUUUUCAAUGGCUACAUCAUCUUGUCUGUACUGGGACAGUUUGCCGUCCAUAUUGCUGCUUUGAUUUAUAUUAAUGACUUGGCAAAGUUAUACGAACCCCCGAAGGAUGUCGAUUUGGAAGGAGAGUUCGAACCUAGUCUGUUGAACAGUGGUGUUUACUUGAUUCAACUGUCCAUGCAAGUCUCAACCUUUGCUAUCAAUUAUCAGGGUUACCCUUUUAGAGAACGUAUUCAGGAUAACAAGACCUUGUAUUAUGGACUGUUGUCGGUGGGCGGCAUCGCCUUAGCUGGUGCCACUGAGUUUUUCCCCGAAGUAAAUGAACAGCUGAAACUUGUCAAGUUUCCCAGCGCAUUUAGAGAUAAAUUGACUAUCUGUAUGAUCUUGGAUUUCGGUCUAUCAUAUCUGAUCGAAAUCGUUACCAAAGCGCUUUUCGCCGACAAUCGUCCCAAAGCCAUCGUCAAGCGUGGCCGACAAAACUAGAUCCACCAUGAGCCUUUCAUAUGUUUAAUAGAAAAAGAAAAAAUUUCCAUUAGCAAGCCCUUUUUCGAGGUUUUUAUGA
This is a messenger RNA of Umbelopsis ramanniana AG, 3878 nucleotides long. RefSeq lists its product as uncharacterized. Gene Ontology annotation, biological process: intracellular calcium ion homeostasis. The transcript has 15 exons. Gene Ontology annotation, cellular component: endoplasmic reticulum membrane. The record is from RefSeq and is a predicted model, not a curated record. Gene Ontology annotation, molecular function: ATP hydrolysis activity; P-type ion transporter activity; ATP binding. NCBI's taxonomy places the organism in Eukaryota, Fungi, Mucoromycota, Umbelopsidomycetes, Umbelopsidales, Umbelopsidaceae. The coding region runs from base 212 to 3799 and encodes 1195 amino acids.